GGUAGGAAAAAAAUUUCCAUGUACUUCCCAAAGAGAGACCCUUCUUCCUCUCCUCAUUUCCUACCCAAAGAGGAAUCCGAUUCCAUUCCUUUCUCACUAGAACAACUUCCAAAUCUUCUUCGAAUCUUUUCCUUCCCUCAAGGCUCUCCACAAGCCCAAGCCAUGGAAAGCACAUUUAGACAAUGUGAGGUCAAACCCAUCAAAGGAGAGUCAAAAACAUGUGCCACAUCAUUAGAAUCCAUGCUUGAUUUCGUACGUGCCAUGCUCAGAUUAGAGAGCGAAUUCAAAGUUGUAUCAACUAUCCACUUCACAGAAUCAACCACCAUUCUUCAAAAUUACACUAUCCUAGAAGAUCCUCUAGAAAUUUGUGGUCCCAAUAAGAUGGUGGCAUGUCAUACCAUGCCUCACCCAUAUGCAAUUUUCUACUGUCAUUACCAAGAGAGCGAAAGCAAGGUCUUUAAGGUCUUUUUGGGGGGUGAAAAUGGAGACAGGGUUGAAGUGGUUGCUGUUUGUCACAUGGAUACCUCUCAGUGGAGCCCUGGUCAUGUGUCAUUUCAAGUACUGGGAAUUGAGCCAGGGUCCUCCCCGGUCUGCCAUUUCUUCCCAUCUGAUAACCUUGUGUGGAUUGCAUCAUCUACUUUAAUUAGUUAUAUGUAGUUUGCAUGUAAUCAAUGAGAUCCUUGCACUUUGAUUUACAAUUUUACUUGUGUGCAUGUCCAGUGAAACGAAGAUCGUGUUAUGCAAGUGUUUUA
Molecule: messenger RNA, 752 nt
Organism: Camellia sinensis
Lineage: Eukaryota; Viridiplantae; Streptophyta; Magnoliopsida; Ericales; Theaceae
Source: RefSeq, a predicted model, not a curated record